GUACAGCUCACACACACACUCACUCAGACACUGGAGACAGAAACAUCACCUCCAUGUGUAUAUGUGCUUUGUGAAACCUUUUCAUUUUGGAACUAGACCAAUUGAUUAUCCUUGGUCUAACACUGAGACAGCUUGGAUAGACCAACGUUGGAGGAAAUUGGAGGACCCUGUGGAUAGAUUAGACUCUGUGGGAGUAGUGUUGUGGGCAUGCAGCCGGACCUCUAGCGCUGUGGCGGAGGCUGGGAGAGUCAUCUUGUGACUGAGGGGUUUGAGAAGAGAGGAGAGGACCAAUGCUUUUCAUAGAGCGCCCGCGUGUGAUGAACCUGGAGCGGCCGGUGGGUGUGGGUGUCCGGGGCCUGGAUAUGGAGCAGCGGACGGGGGGGAAGCUGGGGAAACUGACCCUGGGCUUCCAGAGGAGCUCUACGUCAGACGAUGACUCAGGUUGUGCCCUGGAGGAAUACGCCUGGGUACCGCCUGGACUCAGACCUGAACAGGUACAGCAGUAUUUCUCCUGUCUUCCAGAGGACAAGGUCCCCUACGUCAACAGUCCUGGAGAGAAACACAGGAUCAGACAGCUGCUCUACCAGCUGCCGCCUCAUGACAAUGAGGUGCGGUAUUGCCACUCUCUCAGUGAGGAGGAGAAGAGGGAGCUCCACAUGUUCAGUGUCCAGAGAAAGAGAGAGGCUCUGGGGAGAGGAACCCCCAGGAUGCUCCCUCGAGCCCUGCAACACACCCUCUGUGAACAUUGUGGUGAGGGCAUCAGUGGAGGAGAGAUGGCAAUCUUUGCAUCGCGGGCGGGUCCGGGGCCGUGCUGGCAUCCAGCAUGCUUUGCGUGCGCCACGUGUCAGGAGCUGCUGGUAGACCUUAUCUACUUCCACCAGGACGGAAAGAUCCACUGUGGACGACACCACGCUGAGCUGCUGAAACCACGAUGCUCAGCCUGCGAUGAGGUGAGAUCACUAUAAUUUUUUUCUGAUGAGUGCACGGAGGCCGAGGGGCGUCACUGGCACAUGAAGCACUUUGCCUGUUUCGAGUGUGAGACGGUGCUCGGCGGUCAGCGAUACAUCAUGAAAGAUGGCCGCCCCUACUGCUGCGGCUGCUUCGAGUCUCUGUACGCGGAGUACUGUGAAGCCUGCGGGGAGAAUAUAGGAGUGGACCACGCCCAGAUGACCUACGAGGGUGUCCACUGGCACGCUACAGACACGUGUUUCUGCUGUGCCCAGUGUAAGAGCUCCCUGCUGGGCUGUCCCUUCCUGCCCAAGCAGGGCCGUAUCUACUGCUCCAAGGCCUGCAGCCUGGGAGAGGACGUCUACGCCUCAGACUCCUCCGACUCGGUCUUCCAGUCCGCCGGCUCUCGUGAAUCCCGCCAGAGCCACAUGGGUAAGAGUAGCCAGCCGGUGGCUGAACAGUGGAGGCAGUCCCAACUCUUCAACCCGGUUGCAGUGGCUGACUAUAACAAGACUCCUAGUCUAUAUGGAGAUAGAGAGGACAGAGAUAUGGAUAUUGUGGGGCAAAAGCUGUCCCACAUGGGCAUCACUGAGGAGCACACCUGGAGGGACCGAGAGGACGCUCCGGAGGAUCCAGAGGAGUGGGCCGAACACGAGGACUACAUGACACAGCUCCUGCUGAAGUUCGGGGACCGCGCCGGGGUGUUCCAGACGCAGCCUUCAGAGGAACCCAGUACCAGUAGGUCAGCCGAACCCUGGCUGAAGCCUGAGACUAAACCCGCCUCCACCUCCACCAGUCCCACGAACCAGAGCCACAGUCACCUGCCUGAGAUGUACUGGGCCCAGUCCCAGGAUGGGCUGGUCAGUAAGAAGCACCUGCCUGAGAUGUACUGGGCACAGUCCCAAGACGGGCUUGGGGACUCGGCUUACGGAAGCCACCCAGGCCCUGCUAGUGCCAGAAAGAUCCAUGAUCUGGAUCUGGACCAGGGGCUGAUGGACCAGAGGGUUAGCGCUGGGGGAGCAGGGUUAUGGAUGCUGGACCCCAGGCAGUGGUGUGAAGACUCUCUGGAGUGUAUCACAGACGAGCUGAGGAAGACUGAGCACAGUGUCGGAGACUCCAUGGACUCUCUAGCCCUCUCUAACAUCACUGGUGCGUCAGCGGAUGGAGACAGUAAGGAGGGUCAGAUCCUCUACUCCCUCCACAACCUGCUGGACCCAGAAGAUUGUGAGAAGAUGAGCAUCAUGGGCACCCUCAACUCCUCCAUGCUCCACCGCAGCGCCAACUCUCUCGAUCACCAGGAGGGGGCAGCAGACCAGGAAGAAGAGGAGGAGGUGCCACCACCUCACCUUCAGCUGCCAGUGUUGAGGAGGAGCAGGUCCCAGUCCACACGGCCACCUGGCCAGCAGAUGGUCAAGUUCUCUGAGGACACGGUGGAUAACGGGUCUUACCAGAACCUGGCGGUGCGUCAGCCUCCUCAGAGUGAGAGGACGCGUCGGAGGGUGUACCACCACGAGGACCCCGAAAGGCCACGCCGGCACCACCACAGCCGCCACCACAACCGCAGAGCCCGCUCGGACAACGCUCUUAACCUGCUGCCUAAGGAACGGGUGCAGAGGCCCUACGAGGGACAUGGUCUGAGUUCCCUUCAGGAACACCACGCGGCCCUCUUCAACCAACCUGGCCCUGGUGCUCACAGGCCGCCACCCUAUCCCCACACCACUUCGGACUACUCCCUCCAGGCUCGGGGCGACCGGGAUCGUGACCGCUUCUUAGGCGGCCUAUACGCUGACGAGGAAGACUGGUGCUCCACCUGCUCCUCUUCUUCCUCAGACUCUGAGGAGGAAGGUUACUUCCUGGGGCAGCUCAUUCCCCAGCCCAGGGUUACUAGCAGGUAUCAAUACUACACUGAGGACUUCCCAACACGCGUUACGGCCAUGUCGCCCAACGACUCACGGACUAAAUCCAGAAAGAAGGGUCACAGAGGCAAGAACUGCAUCAUUUCAUAAUCUAGAUGUACAUUCUCUGUUUUACUUCCAGCAGUAAUCAUUUGUGGACAGGUGAGACCAGUUCUUUGUAGUUUGACUUGCUGGACAAAACAUUGUCCAUAUUAUUGGACUUCUUAUUAUGGGUCAUGUCUAACACUCAAACCAUGCCAGGAGACCUAAAAAAAGACAUUUUCUUUUCCUUUUAUAAAAUUCACCAAAAAACACAUUUGUUUUUUUUUACAACAUUGUAUGAUGAACCAUUGGAAGUAUUCCAGCAAUACCAUUGUGUGCAUUAAAUGGCAAUUAAUGCACUAUUGUUAUUGCUGACAGGGAGAGGAAUAGUUAGUAAAGUAGACUUCUAGAGACAAACCAACAUAAUUAUUUAAUAGUACAAAAUAUGAAUGUAUAUAUAUUAAGUUAAAAUGUUAAUACUGGUAUUUUUAUAUCCCCAAGUUUUAACUGAGAUUUUUCUGGUUUUGAUGUAAACAAAGUUGGCGUAGGGAGGCAGGACAAGCUGUUGUCGUAGUAACAAGCAGAGCUAUUUUGCACGCAUCACUUGUCAAUCAAUCAAGGCUUUACAAAAACAAACCAACUGUUGCCAGGAUACAAACCAUGUGCUUACUCAAAUCAAAGUGCCAUAAUAUCUGGUUUCUGGUAGGCUAACAAUUAACAUGAAGUUGCUCUUAAACCUCUCAACAUCAAUGUAAAGUGAUACCCUGAGUCUUUCCUGUAUUCCAAUGUUUAUUCUCUAACACGCUUGUCCCUCAGGGUGUAAAAUACAAUGUAAAAGCAACCUGUGGAGAUUCAUUUACAUUAGAGGUCUUCUCCAUACAUGCCCUUUAUACAGCGCAGGUCAUUAUACCAUGAAUACUUAACUGUUGUGAUGUAAAGAAGCUUUAAAUAAAUAUUCUUACCCAA
Molecule: messenger RNA, 3851 nt
Organism: Salmo salar (Atlantic salmon)
Lineage: Eukaryota; Metazoa; Chordata; Actinopteri; Salmoniformes; Salmonidae
Source: RefSeq, a predicted model, not a curated record